AUUACGAAACAUUUGAGAAUUAUGCACCACCCGAUUAUGAGCUAUUUCAGGACCCACCAGAUCUAGAAUCAACAAUUGAUAACCAAAUUUUAUGGUUUUUGCUCUGGAUUAUGACAUUUCGGACAAGAUUCAACAUAAUUGAGAUAGCAAUCGAGGCUUUGAUAAAAUUUAUGAAAUUAGUUUUGACAGAAAUCAGUGGAGAUGGUUUUAGAGACUUUCCAGAUUCGAUGUACUUAACAAGGAAAAAACUUGGAUUAAAAGAUCAUUUUCAUAACUUUGUUUCUU
This is a messenger RNA of Funneliformis geosporum, 285 nucleotides long. NCBI's taxonomy places the organism in Eukaryota, Fungi, Glomeromycota, Glomeromycetes, Glomerales, Glomeraceae. The record is from the annotation of a GenBank genome assembly.